UAGGGCCUGCCUGGACACGGCCCUGCAGGCCCAGCCCGUGGCCGCGCGACGCGCACUCGGCGCAGGCGCUCGCCUUGGUGCCUCUCCGGGAUUCCCGGCCUGAGGACGCGGCGCGGCCCCGCCACAGGGACGUGCAGUCGGCGCAGAACGCCAUGGAACGCCGCUGUGGUGUCUCGUAGAGGCCCCCGCCCCACCACGCCCCGCCCCGCCCCGCCACGCCCACCGGCAACCCACGCAGAAUCGAAGCCGAUUCUUGCCCCGCCUGGAUCCGCCCCUGCCUGGCAGGCCUUGCAGUGUGCACAAUCGCCGCCAGACAGCGUGACACGGGCGGCGCGGCCUUGGAGGCCUUGGAGCACGCCAUCCACACCGCCACGGCCACGUAGGGGAGACGACACGGCCCCAAGAUGCCGCGGAAGCUGCUCAAGUUCCUCAUCCUCUUCGACAACACCAACCUGCUGUACUUCCCCGGCCAGUUCCUCAGCGGCCGGGUGCUGGUGGAGCUGGAGGAGGACACGCCGUCGCUCGGCCUCCACUUCCACGUGAUCGGCGAGGGCGUGGUCAAGCUGCGGACGCCUCGCAGGGACCGGCCCGCUGACCGAGAAAGCUACAUCGACUUCAGGAUGCGACUCCUGGGCGAGCCAGGCUCCGCGCCCGUGGUGCUGUCCCCCGGCAUCCACAGCUUCCCGUUCAAGCUGGGCCUGCCGCUGGGGCUGCCCUCCACCUUCCUGGGCAAGCACGGCUGGGUGCAGUACUACUGCAAGGCGGCGCUCCGCGAGCCGCAGGGCCUGGUGCACAAGAACCAGCAGGUGUUCAUCGUCAUGAACCCCAUCGACCUCAACCUGGAGCCGCCCAUCCUGGCGGUGAGUGGCUUGCAUGGCCUCGACUCCUCGACAGCAAUCCAUUGGUGUCCCCACACACGUUCGGUUCGAGGCCCAUUUAGCGACUCAGAAGCUCUAAACGCGUCUAGAGUUUUGGCCGCCUCCACCGGUCUUCUGGCCCACUAGAAACGGCCCUGCCAACCUCUGUCCCUGUGUCCGCAGACGAUCUCGUACAUGAGCGGCGGCAAGGUGGUCCAGAUGGAGACGAGGGAGUUGGCGUCCCUGCGGCGCGGCAAGAUUCGGCCCGGCCAGUCGGACGAGUGGAACAACCAGCAGCUCUACGUGCCGCCCCUGCCGCCCACCAACCUCAGGGGCUGCCACCUCAUCAAGAUCCAGUACGACGUCUACUUCAUCAUCGUCCCGAAGAGCCUGGAGAAGGAGAUCAAGCUGCAGCUGCCCAUCAUGAUGGCGACGUACCCCCUGCGCUCCAACGACGGCACGCUCCGGCGCAAGCACAACACCCACUACCCGACCACCCUGCCCAUCUUCAGGCCUUGGCUCGAAGAGAAAGCCAUCGAAUAGGCCAGCAAAUUUUGGCCAAGAAUUCAGCGUUAAGCCAUUGGGUUUCGCAAGGCCCAGCCAUAUCACACUUAGACCUCAGGGAUUCUGAGAGUGCAAACUUGAAUCAGUUCAAAGUCAGGAUUGGUGCUAUGAGUAUUUUCCUCAAGAUUUUUGAUGCUUCUUUUGGGGAGCGUACCCUGUUCUCUGUUACCGUUGGCUUGUUUUGAAAAAAAAAUCUUCCUAACAAGUUGGAUGAAAUGUCCGAAACUUUCUCUUCAGGAUUUAUCAUUUGUAAAAUCUAGCUCAUGAAGAUGGAAGGAGUAGCAACCAGGAGUUUCUUGAAAAAACAUAUCCAUUUUAAUUUUAAGACUUUCAUAACACACAUAAUAUAAAUGUGAUGAAGUCACGUAAUAACUAAUUUACAGAUUAUUUGAAUAUCAAAUUUUUUAACCACUGUUUAUGUGGACAAAAACAACACUUACUACUCUUUUUGGUAAAGAAAAAAUUCUGCAAGACUGACCUGAAGUCCUGUACCCCUUCCAAAUGCUACUAGCACCAGUCAACAAAGCAUGCUGUGAAGAGUCAUGGUACUACUAUUGGGGUGAACAACUCAAAAUAAAUUAGGUAACUUAUUUCUCACUUGUUUCCAUUCACUAACAUAUUUUUGAAGCACUGAAGCUCAAAUUCAUUAUAAAUAAACAGUAUGCCAGAACCCAGGAUUGAUGUGCCCUUGUAAACUUUUACUUCCAUUGGCAUAUCAGUCCUAACAGUGAGUGCAGAGCUAUUUGUUGACCCUUGUUCAUUUAAAGUAACUUGACAUCUAGCUCUGCCGAACCAAUACUGUUCCUAUUAUUAAUUAAUAUUAAGUUACAAGAAGCUAGGGGAAAAAUGUGUCUUUAAUAGAUUGUGAUAAUUUUGUACAGAUGGAUAGCAGAAGAGAAUCAUAAUGUUGUAUUAAUGCUUAUUUCUAUGUUGGAUUUACAAGGAUGUUAGAUAAAGAAAAGAAUUACAUAAAUAA
This is a messenger RNA of Thrips palmi, 2397 nucleotides long. RefSeq names its product arrestin domain-containing protein 2 (gene Vdup1). Lineage: Eukaryota; Metazoa; Arthropoda; Insecta; Thysanoptera; Thripidae. The transcript has 6 exons. Gene Ontology annotation, cellular component: cytoplasm. The record is from RefSeq and is a predicted model, not a curated record. Gene Ontology annotation, biological process: protein transport.